Messenger RNA from Penicillium hordei, 1197 nucleotides. RefSeq lists its product as uncharacterized. Lineage: Eukaryota; Fungi; Ascomycota; Eurotiomycetes; Eurotiales; Aspergillaceae. The transcript is spliced from 5 exons. The coding region runs from base 1 to 1197 and encodes 398 amino acids. The record is from RefSeq and is a predicted model, not a curated record.
AUGCUCCCAAAUAGCGACCCUCAUUCUAAGGCCUUUUGGUCUCCCGACCCCGGCUUCACCCAGCUCAUCCAGGGCAAUUGGAACGGUAAGCCUGUCGAGAAGGAGGUCUUGACCCUUUCCAGUCCCCCGGUUCAAAACACCUCGGUCUAUGCCUUCGGGAACAUCUUUCUUUCCACCACCCGUGAUGACUACGCCAGAGAACUUAACAUCGACCUGUCCAUCAUCCCAGACAUUGCCAGUCAAGUGGACGAGCUGGUGAAGGCCUACGGACAAGCCAAUGCCGAUAGCACUGCCUUCCGCGACACAACGUGGAAAAGUCUCGUCGAUCUCUCUGGUAAAAUAUACAACUUCACGAAGAUAGCGGGAGGCACGGUAGAAUCUUCCUACUACGCCGCUAUCAUGCAGUCGCUAAAUGACUACAACACCGCCAAAAAGAAGAGUCCCCCCGACACCGGAAAGAUGAAAGAGGCAGCAGAAGCGAUUGUCGAAUUCACCGAAGACCUCCUGACAAGAACGGCCGAGCUUGUUGCCAGCGGCAAGGCUCUCAUCUUAGCCGUGGACGAGUUCAACAGCAGCAUCUACAGUAUGUGGGCGUCGUUGAAUUCCACUCUGGAGGAUAUCAAAAGACGCUUGGACCCGGUGGAGGUCAGAAAUCUCUCAAUCAUCAAUGGUCUUCAGAAGACCUCCUCAGAUCAGCGCGUAGAGUAUCACUACGACGUGAUUGCGUCUGGAGAGGGAGCCUCAUACGCGCGGUGCCCACUGUUUGGCGUCCUCCCUGCAACCCCAACCUCAGCAUACGGUCCCCGCGCAUCCGCAAUAAAAAACGUGAUCCAAACAAUCGAGAACGAAAUCAAAACAGAUGACAAGAAGGUCCUAGCUGCGCGCAGAGUUGCCACUGAUGCUCAGCAGGUCAUGGAAGACACCUACGCAGUCCGCGAGCUAAUCCUAGGAACGUCAGCGGCCAUCAAAGCCAUCCAAGUCGGCUGGGAGAGAAUCGGGACAGACUUACAAUAUCUCCACGAUGCGGCUAAGGGGAAUACGAUUCCUGAUGUUGAAUUUGAUAAGGAUUUCAUCCUGCAGACAAUCGAUGGUUGGAAGCAGUUUGGCACAUCCGUGGAUGCUUUUCGUGAAGCCGCCUACACUGGCCAGCCUGAGCCCAUGACGGUUGACCAGUGGAUUGAAAAGAUUGGCCAAUAG